AUGAAAACGCUGUCUGCAAAGUCGCAAUAUAUCGUGGAUGUUGGAGACUGUGAAACAAGUCCGCUCUUAGGGCGCAAAAAAGCCGAAAGGCCCGAAACUGAAACCGAGGCCGACAGACCAUCGCCUAAACUGUGCCGUUCCAUUUUAACCUUUCUGAAUCUGGGCAUGCAAACGACUGCUAUAAAUGCCACUUUUGCUGGUUUAAUUGCAGUCCUUAUUUGGUGGCUCAACUUGAAUUUAAGCUCAUACUGCUUUGGUAAAUCAUGGGAUGAUAUUCCAAUGGCAUUUCAGCGAAUGCGUUUAACCACUGAGGUUGUUGAGGCGUUUUUCAUCCAGUUCUGGUCGUUAUCUUGCCUGGCCCCGCAGAUAUCAUGGUCAGCCACCAAAAAGAUGACCAUACCAUACUGGAAUGUAAUCGCAGCAAGUGUCGAUGUCAUUUUCAGGCUUUUCUUUUUCGCAUACGGCAUUUAUGGUCAAGGAUGGCAAACGAUAGUUGGCAACAUAAUAUUUUUUGGUAUUAUUUUUCUAAAUCAUUCUAAAGUUGCAAUGCAAUACUUGAAGAAUCCAAAAAGCAAGCUGGAUGUAUUUCUGAUGUCUUCAAAACUCAGUACACAGUUUAUUACAGGAAUAGUACUGUCACUGCUGUUUAAUCAUAUUUUCCUUACAAUGUAUCACAAAACGAGCGAAUCAAUUAAGACAUUUAUGUGCUCUCUUUUGCCAGUCAUCUUCGCCAUCCCCAAAUUCAUUACAAACAUAAUAAUUGGUAACUUGGCCAAAUAUAAAUGCUUUGAAAACGGAACGAUGCUAGUUAUUAGCCUUCAGGUUUCAACAACAUUAGUUGCCCGAAUGGUACAAGCAAGUAACGAAAACUUCGUUGGGUUUGUAGCCAUCAGUAUUGUCCAUGGUAUUCUCAACGUAUUUGAUAAACUUGCCUUGCCUAUUCGCAACAAGAUUACAAAAUUUGUCCUCAAGCGAGAAACUACAAGUUCUCCAGUGUUUCUCGCUGAUCAGACCCUGAUAGGCAUGGUGACUGAAACAUCUGCCGUAAUACUGAGUUGCUCAUCUGUAUACAUAACAAUGUAUUAUUACAUGCGAGAUGAAACCAGCGGUCAAAGAUACAAUGGGUACGAGCUAUUCUACCAGGCGUUGACGAGAAUAGGUGUGGCAGCUUCGAUUGACUUUUUUUUCAAUACUAUUGCCGUUAAGAUUCAAGCCGAUCUGUAUCAUAUACCCAUAAUGCAAGAGUGGAAGCUGCACUGGAAAUUCAUUGUUAUCACUCAUAUGGUACAAAUCAUAAUUUCAAUGAUUUAUUUUUCGGGUCAUAUUGAUCAGGUUACGAUGCCAGUUCGUCUUAAAGCACUUAACAAUUCUUGCAUUACACCAUUUUCAAGGUUGUAA
This is a messenger RNA of Rhopilema esculentum, 1398 nucleotides long. RefSeq lists its product as uncharacterized. The record is from RefSeq and is a predicted model, not a curated record. NCBI's taxonomy places the organism in Eukaryota, Metazoa, Cnidaria, Scyphozoa, Rhizostomeae, Rhizostomatidae.